UGUGCCCUUUCCCCUUCCCCUAUGGAAAUUGCACCAAUCAAUGCAAACGUGCGCCCCUUUUCGUGUAAAACCUUGGAGUUGUUGGAGGAGUGUUUAGGUAAUUACGAUGGCGAAGGAGGGAUUGGAUUGGGGUGGGGUGCGUAAUUAAAGAAAGAGAUGCUCAGAGUUAUUCAGAAGGGGAAACAGGGAAGGGAGGCAGUGUGCCAGUAAAUCCCAGUUGUUUGGACAUCUAAGUUGAGAGAGUGACGUUGCGCUCAGGUCCUGCUUGUGGGCUUUCCAGAAGAGAAAUCUGGUUGGCCACCGUGAGGACAGGAUACUGAACUAGAUGGGCCUUUGGCCUGAUCCAGCAGGGCUCUUCUUACGUUCUUCAGAGUGGCUGAGACCAUGGAGUGGCAUUGGUACCGAUCCUGUAUCUUCCCCGCAGCUUGACAAGCCCUUUCGACUGGAUGCCCGUUCCCAUGGCAUCAAGGUACCAGCGUCGCCUGUGGCGCUACGUCAGUUCUGGCCGCCGCCACAAGCUGCGGAGGCUCCUGCAGCAUCACAGGGAAGCCUUGGAUCUGGGGGAGACGGCCGGGCACAGGAACCGAACCCCACUUCACCGAUCCUGUGCCCGACAGGACCACAAAACUGCCAUACUCUUGCUGAAGCAUGGAGCGGACCCCUCUGUUCUGGACCGGCGUGGGGACACAGCUCUACACGUGGCUGCCCGGCAGGUGGCGCGCAAGGGAAGCACAGUGUACGAAGACUUGUUUGCACCCUUGCGAAACCGUUGUCCCUCCGCCAUGAGUGUCAGGAACAAAGAUGGAAAGACUCCGGGAGACCUCCUGAGACAAACGGAAGAGAAAUGGUGCCCUCAGGAGACGUUUGAGGAAAAUGAGGCAGAAGAUGAAGCUGAUGGGGAGUGGCGUCGCAAACUCCUUGGCGAAUGGGAGGAUGAGAAUCAGGAGACGGGCUGGCAGAAUGAAGAUGAUUUCUAUACCACCGGUCCAGACCCGGAAUCUUACGAGGAUUGGGUCGAUCGCAUCGCUCAGGAAUACAGGCAAAAACGCUGCCAUGGAGAGGAACGCCAUAGCCGAAGGCCUAAAGAGGAACCGCAAAAGCCUCCCCUCAAGCUGCAGAGUCUCCUGGAGGAGGAACACCUGCUCUACGAGAAGCGUGCCCGAGCAAAAGAAAAAGAGUUGAAGGAGGCCAAGAGGCUGCGCUACGAGGAGGGCUGCAGCCGGGUCUUCUCUGCCAGCGGUUCACAUCUUUUGAGAUACGUGGACAUUCCCUGGCCGUGUCCGACCGGGACGCCAGAGGAAAUGGCUGCCGUGGCACUCCAUGGCACAAACCCCACCGACAGAGCAGCUUACCGGCGCUUCCUACGGCGUCAGCAGGCCCUGUGGCACCCGGACAAGUUUGUUCAACGCUGUGGCACGUGCUUAGCUGAACAGGAUCGUCGCCGAAUCUUGGACACUGUCACUGCGUUGUCCCAAGCAUUCAACCGGCUAGCGGAAGAUGCCAAAUAACUCUCUUUUGCUUUCUGUCAAUAAAGUUUUGCCUCUUCAAGAAUGCAGAAUACUG
Molecule: messenger RNA, 1563 nt
Organism: Rhineura floridana
Lineage: Eukaryota; Metazoa; Chordata; Lepidosauria; Squamata; Rhineuridae
Gene: NFKBIL1
Product: NFKB inhibitor like 1
Exons: 4
Coding region: 447-1508 (353 amino acids)
Biological process (GO): negative regulation of toll-like receptor signaling pathway; canonical NF-kappaB signal transduction
Cellular component (GO): nucleus
Molecular function (GO): protein binding
Source: RefSeq, a predicted model, not a curated record